GAUCAUUUCCGCCCAUCGACGGUGCAGCGGUGCUAUUCGCUGCGACCUCAGCAGCAGAUAACGGCAUCCGAACAAAUGGCGGGGUUUCGCAAAUCUGCAGACAGAUGUGCCGCGCGCGCGCGACGGCAGCACGUGGAGAGAUAGGGCCAGAAGUUCAGAUUAUGUUUCAUUUUCUUGUACUCCUGCCGUUGCCUACCACAGGAGAUGCCACACCACUCCGGCUCACAGCUUCAAAGCGUGAUGUCGUCCGACUGCAACCUCACCUCAUGCCGUCCAACCCGAUCGACGACUUGGGAGGCGAUAGGCAGGCCGGCCCAGUGGCCGGCCAGUGGCCAGUGGCAGUGGGUCUGGCCAUCUUCACAUCCCAGUCUCUCUGGUGGGGGAGUGAAAAUGCAUCUUGGAUGCUUGGUGAGGCGCAUGUCUCUACCAGAAGCGGCAUCAAAAAUUGGCUGGAACAGUGCUCUGCAAUGAAGCGACACUGGGAAUGACGGAGAGUUGCAAUGUUGAAGUGAGAAGAGACGAGAAGUCGUCGUAAGAAGAAGACGAAGUUCGCUCGUGCAAGACACUGCCAAGACAAUCCAGCACGGACAUGGAAUAUCGAGUGUCUUGGCGUUCACUUGUACCUCCUACGGACUCCACGCAGCAUACGCCAUUCUUACUGACCUCUCUGUCC
Messenger RNA from Sphaerulina musiva SO2202, 673 nucleotides. RefSeq lists its product as uncharacterized. The record is from RefSeq and is a predicted model, not a curated record. Bases 105 to 488 code for a protein of 127 amino acids. NCBI's taxonomy places the organism in Eukaryota, Fungi, Ascomycota, Dothideomycetes, Mycosphaerellales, Mycosphaerellaceae. The transcript has a single exon.